AGACUCGUGCAGGAAAGUCCAGAAGAAACCUAAAUCAUUUAGUCAUGAUGACUGUGGAGAAAGGUUUCUGCUCAGAGUUUAUUUAUAAUAAAGAUAAGACUGUCUGUGGGGGAGUGUGUGUGUAGGCUUUCAGGCAUAGAAUAAUACAUUCAGUUAAUAAUAAACAUAACAUAAUCCCUCCUGUUUAUCCGAAUAGGAUAACCAAACAAAAAGAAAACAAGAACAAAUAAAGUAAUCAAAACCUUCAAAACCUCUCGAUUCACUGCGCUUCUCUCUCCAGCUGCUCUCGGGCCCUGUCCACACGUAGCCGGGGAUCUGCCAAAACGUAGAUAUUUUUCUACGUUUUGGCCUGUCAUCCACACGAAAACGGAGUUUUUUCACACGAAAACGGAUAUUUUUAAAAACUCCGGCCAAAGUGAAGAUCUGCGUUUUCUCCGUUUUGGGUGUCUGCGUGUUGACGGACAAAACCGGAGUUUUAAGGUCCGCAACGUCACUUUCCGCGACAAAAAAUGCUGACAUCACGUGUGCGACCUGUGUUUACACUAGCCGGCAUCAUGGAAGCCCUCAGAGCUGCGCUCUGUCACUACCCGAUCCAUCAGUCGUCCAAGCGCUUUCUGCUUGUUUGUUUUUGCAAGUGGAAUUACUGCUCCUUGCGGAAGACCACAGACGAAGGACGAGGUUAAGAACGGGGGAAGUACUGCCGCCUACAGGUCUGGCAUGUCCAUAACAACGUAUUUAUCCGGGUACGUGUGGACAGAGUUUGUUUUUAAAACGCGGUGGUGUGGAUUCAAGUUUUUGGAGGGGCGGAUAUUCGUUUUCAAAAAACCCGGCUACGUGUGGACUAGGCCUUAGUCUGGCUUUUCAACUGUUUGUGCAGACCUCUUAAUCAGCUGAUGUGCACCAGCUGCCCUGUGGGGAGCAGCAGCAGGCCAAAGGGUUCCAGAUAAUGGCUCCCUCUGGUGGGGUAAUUUAGCUGGAUCAUGGGGUUCACCUCACAGGAUGAACAGAGGGAGAUAAACUCAUCAGCCCAAAUACAGGGGGCUGUAACAUGAGUGUGAAUUAGUCUCAUAAAAUGUUUAAAAAUAUAUGAUGAUCUCUAAUCAUUUUUGUCAGGCAUAUUUUUUGUUUCUCUGAGCAGAGACUGUCUAAACGUCAUGGUAGAAAAUAGUUUGCAUUUAGCAAAAAAUCAUGUUGAUGAGUUUAUUUUAAUUAUUCCAACAAGAAGUAUGUAAAUGCCAGAGCAGGUCACUACAAACUCCACAGACGGGAGGGGGGCAUUGUAGUUGUCACCUUUUUCCACACCCCGAGUUUGCAGGUAUGUUACCACCAGCGUAAUUAGCAGUCUUACUGUACUUACGCUUAUCCUUAGCCAGCAGUUUCAGGUAGGAUUUAAUGUCGCCCGCUCUGGCCCCAGGUAAACAUUUGACUAUGGUUGCUGGAGUCUCUGCCACGUUUCUGACUAUGGAGCUGCCAAUUACCAGAGUUGGGUUGUCAAUGGGUGCAUCACUGAGUGACCCCAGCAGGGUCUAAAAAAAUCCGGUCACAAUCUAUUUUUAUCUGCCAACGUUUACUGCAGUUACGUUAAUCACUUCAGACAAAAAGUUGGGUUGGGCAUCGUUUGAAUUUGAACGAUUCCCCUGUUUCAAUUCCAGUUCCUAACGAUUCCUGAUUCUUUCAAGGUCAAAAACAUUACAUUUUUCAAAUGAGCCAACUAACCACAGGUCCUACUUGGACUUGAAUUUUAAUUCUAUGAACAAUAACAUCACCUUUGUUUAGACUAAAACGUUUUCAAAAGAGAAACUAAAGAAAGACCGUCAGUGUGUUUAUUUCUGACCAUAACUCACAGCCUUCUACUCACAACCAAUGUGAAGAAGCCUCUAGGAUGAUAAGAAAAACGUCUUCAAGAUGACCAGAAAUGUCCAGCUGUUUUUAUAUUAAAGCUCAGGAUGAUCAUGUCCAGGAUGACAGAGAAUCUUCACCUAAUGCAGGAAAUGUGAGCCGAAGUGGAAGAAAUCUAGGUCACGGCCCUCAUUUUAAGACAUGAGGUCUGCAUGGUGUUCCUAUCAAAUGGCUGUAAAAAAGGUAAAAUCCACUUUUUUAUCUGAUAUUAUUAGCUCUGAUGAGCAUAGCCUAAGAGUACUAUUUUCUACCGUGGAUGAGAUUUGAAAUCCUUCGUGUGCAGGUGGACUUAAAGUCUCCUCGACUACUGCUGAGAGGUUUCUGACAUAAUUUAUAGGCAAAACUGAAACUAUUCAAGCUCAAAUUCCCCAGCAGUUUAGUUUUAUUGAUGAAGAAAUCUGUUUUGAUUCAACUAUUUUAAAUUCUUUUGACUCUGUAUCCCCAGAUAUGUUGGAUGAAAUUGUUGGAAGGAUGAAACCAUCCAGCUCUGCACUCGACAUCAUUCCUUCCUCUAUUGUUAAAAAUGUUUGGCCAGCUAUUUCAAAUAUGGUUCAUAAUGUAAUCAACUCUAGUCUGCAGUGUGGGCAAGUUCCAAAGAGUCUGAAAAGAGCUGUAAUCAAACCCCUUCUAAGGCUGGGCGAUUAAUUGAAUUUAAUCUCAAUUACGAUAUGGAAUUUUAACGAUCAUGAAAAGAAAAAAUCCCGAUUUUUUUGUUCCGUUCAUUUGUUUCCCCCGUGCUGCUUUGUGUGUAGACACUCUCUCACACUAGCCACGUUGUGUGAGGCACAACAUAACACAGUGCUGGAAGCCCGGGAGACUGUCAGACUGCUCUCCCCACAGCCACCCCCAUGUGUGCUCGUCUUCAGCAGCGGUGCUAAAGUUUCAAGCAAGGCUAGUGUGUUAGCAGUCACGCAGAAAAGAUGAGGGGGAGAUAAUGGCUGAAGAAAGACAACCGCUGGUGGAGAAAAAAGGAAAAAUCGUUUCUGUGAUGUGGAAACACUUCGGGUUCGAGGAAGCAUAUGUGUGUCAGCAAACAAUAAUAUGUAAAUAUUGCCUUGCUUGCGCCACAAAGAAACAUGAUAAAUCUUUUUAACCACUUAAAGUCAUCAAACAAAGUGAUAUACGAUCAGGCAAAGAAAGAACAAAUACAAGGAGUGCAGAAUUAUUAGGCAAAUGAGUAUUUUGUCCACAUCAUCCUCUUCAUGCAUGUUGUCUUACUCCAAGCUGUAUAGGCUCGAAAGCCUACUACCAAUUAAGCAUAUUAGGUGAUGUGCAUCUCUGUAAUGAGAAGGGGUGUGGUCUAAUGACAUCAACACCCUAUAUCAGGUGUGCAUAAUUAUUAGGCAACUUCCUUUCCUUUGGCAAAAUGGGUCAAAAGAAGGACUUGACAGGCUCAGAAAAGUCAAAAUAGUGAGAUAUCUUGCAGAGGGAUGCAGCAGUCUUAAAAUUGCAAAGCUUCUGAAGCGUGAUCAUCGAACAAUCAAGCGUUUCAUUCAAAAUAGUCAAAAGGGUCACAAGAAGCGUGUGGACUAACCACGGUGCAAAAUAACUGCCCAUGAACUGAGAGAAGUCAAGCGUGCAGCUGCCAAGAUGCCACUUGCCACCAGUUUGGCCAUAUUUCAGAGCUGCAAGAUCAUUGGAGUGCCCAAAAGCACAAGGUGUGCAAUACUCAGAGACAUGGCCAAGGUAAGAAAGGCUGAAAGACGACCACCACUGAACAAGACACACAAGCUGAAACGUCAAGACUGGGCCAAGAAAUAUCUCAAGACUGAUUUUUCUAAGGUUUUAUGGACUGAUGAAAUGAGAGUGAGUCUUGAUGGGCCAGAUGGAUGGGCCCGUGGCUGGAUUGGUAAAGGGCAGAGAGCUCCAGUCCCACUCAGACGCCAGCAAGGUGGAGGUGGAGUACUGGUUUGGGCUGGUAUCAUCAAAGAUGAGCUUGUGGGGCCUUUUCAGGUUGAGGAUGGAGUCGAGCUCAACUCCCAGUCCUACUGCCAGUUUCUGGAAGACGCCUUCUUCAAGCAGUGGUACAGGAAGAAGUCUGCAUCCUUCCAGAAAAAACAUGAUUUUCAUGCAGGACAAUGCUCCAUCACACGCGUCCAAGUACUCCACAGCGUGGCUGGCAAGAAAGGGUAUAAAAGAAGAAAAACUAAUGACAUGGCCUCCUUGUUCACCUGAUCUGAACCCCAUUGAGAACCUGUGGUCCAUCAUCAAAUGUGAGAUUUACAAGGAGGGAAAACAAUACACCUCUCUGAACAGUGUCUGGGAGGCUGUGGUUGCUAAUGUGGGAUUCAAGAAACUUGUCGAGACUUUAGAUAAAAGGUACGACUUUCCAUCCCGAAAUCAUUUCAGUCGAGUGUGUCUUCCUGCUCUUUAUGAUGAGUGUCGCCAGGGCGUUCUAAAGGACCUUGCUAAUGUUAAAUAUUUCGCCACCACUACCGACCUGUGGUCAAGCCAAACAAUGGAACCGAAUAUGAGCCUCACAGUUCAUUUUAUAGAUGCUGAUUUCAACAUGGAAACUAGAUGUCUACAGACGUCUUAUUUCUCAGAGGAUCACACAGGGCAGAACAUCGCUGCUGGACUGAGACAAGCGAUAGCUGCUUGGAACCUAGAUGAGGGGAAACUCAUCUGCAUGACCACAGACAACGCCCGCAACGUAACACUAGCUGCUCAACUCAACGGCUGGAUGAGGCUUCAGUGCUUCGGACACAGACUCCAUUUGGCCAUAGGUAAGCUGGAUAUGAUUUACGGAUGUAAUUGUUAGAAUCGAAUGAAAAAAAUUACCAUACAGUGUUUACAACCUCAGGCUAUGCAUGUCUAAAAAAACCUUCAUGAAAAUGCAGAGGCCAUCACAUUUUUAUUGUUUAAUUGUUUACAGUCAUUACCUACCUUUGUUGAUUUUUCCCACAUAAGUGUGAUAUUUGAGAUUUUGAUUCAUGAGUGAUAUAACUUGCUUUGACAUUUGAUUCAUUCUUCAACUAAAGGCCAGUAGUAGUUUAAUUAGGUGGCAAAGUGUUCUUUAUAUUUAUUCUGUUUAUUUUUAUACAGUGUAUUUUUGUACUUUUCAGUUGAACUUUAUAUCUCAAGACAAAGUUACUGUUUGUUUAGUAAUUUAUUUAUUCAAAAUGAAUCCGUUAUGAAUUAAUUAUAUGAAUGAAUACGUAAUCUGAAAGAUAUUCUUUCUCUCUCACACACACAAAUGACAGUCUUAUCUGUGGAUUGGAUUAUAACAAAUAAAUUAAAAUUAAUAUCUUAACAGAAUGUUCUUUUUUUUCCCAAUCACAGAGAGAGCCAUGAAAGAUGCUAGGAUUGAUAGGGCAAUUGGGGUCUGCAAGAAGGUGUUCAGCACCUUCUCCUACAGUUGGAAAAAGAAGAAGGAGCUGGCCAAGGCGCAGAAGGCCCUGAGUGUCCAACAAGAUGGGGUUCAAGGCAUGCAAUGGUUUCCAGAGUCCUCGAGCAGCAGAAGGCUAUUGCCCAGGUCCUCUCUCAAGACAGGGGAACCCGGCACUUCAUCCCCACAUGGCAGGACAUUGAUGUCCUUGAGCAAGACCCUGGGCCCUCUGGUUGAUUUCACCGAUGCUCUUUCUGGUGAAAAAUAUGUGAGUGUGUCCUUGGUGAAACCAACACUACAUCUCUUCAAUAACUCAAUCCUGGCAGACCAAAAUGAUGACAAUCAAGAAAAAAAUUCUGGACUACCUAAAUGAAAAAUACAAUGACCUACCAACCCAGGAGCUGCUAGACAUUGCCACUGCCCUGGACCCGAGGUUCAAGAUGAAGUACAGCAGUGAAGUCAGCCAGGAGUCAGUGAAAGCGAGAUUGACAAGAGAGAUGAAGGAGAUGACGGAGACUCCAGUGAUGCAGAUGCCUGCUGAAUCUGAUGACACAGAAGAAGCAAAGAAGAAGAGGAGGAAGAAGGGCCUCGGCAGUUUCUUCAAGGUCCCUGAGGGCACUUCUCCAGUUGGUGUGGAGCCUGCUUUGCAUCCAGAUGAGGCCAUAGCCUUAGAGCCACAGGCCUACCUCCAGGCAGUGACUCUUGACACUGAGGAAGACCCCCUGGAGUGGUGGAAGCAAUCCCCGAAGCUCUUUCCAAAGUUGUCCCUCCUUGCGAAGAAAUAUCUUUGCAUCCCAGCCACAAGUGCCUCUUCGGAAGGGGUCUUCAGCACAGGUGGCAAUAUUGUCACCUGUCUGCGUGCAUCUCUGACGCCAGAUCAUGUCAAUAGGCUUGUCUUUCUGGCUAAAAACCUUACAUAAAGAAAGAGUGUAAAAGUAAAGGACUUGAGCAUGCACAUUUGUUUUCUAUUUUAGUUGUUAAAGAUCAGUAGUUUAAGUCGUGGAAUUCAUUUCAUGGCUAAAUGUUCUUUAUAUUUAUUUUAUUUUCAUACACUGUGUACUUUUCAGUUGUUGAACUUUAUAUUUUAUAUUUCAAGACAAAGUUACUAUUUGAGUCCUUUUUAUGUAUACAGUAUUGUUUACAAUCAGUGGUGCCCUACUGGAUUGUCUUUCCCAGGUACCACACACUAAGAUUUACAUGCCUCAAAGUAACGUGUGAUGUUUGACCUUGAUUCAUGAAGGAUGACUGAAAAUAAAUAGCUUUUACAUUUCUUUUUUUUUUUUUUACUAUUGAAAGUAGUUUCAGUAGGUUGUGGAAGUUCAUGGCAAAAUGUUCUUUAUAUAUAUAUUCUAUUUUAAUACAGUGUGUUUUUGUACAUUUCAGUUGUUGUUGCACUUUACACAAAGUUACACUUUUAGUUUGGGAGAAUUAAGUCAGUUUUGCUAAAUGUCUGUAAAGCUACAGAUGAUAAAUGUUAGAAAGUCAAUUUUAUGUUCAAUAAUUGGCUUUAAUCACAGUUACUGAAUAAUUGUGUUAAAUAAUCGAGAUAUCAAUUUCAUUCAAAAUAAUCGUGAUUAUCAUUUUUGCCAUAAUCGUGCAGCCCUUAAGAAACCCGGUCUUGAUGUCUCUGUAUUAUCCAAUCAUCGACCGAUUUCUACGCUGCUAUUUCUUUCUAAGGUUCUUGAGAAAGUCGUUUAUAAGCUGGUUUCAGACCAUUUAGAUAAUAACAAUUUUAAGAAGUUUUUCAGUCAGCAUUUAGAACAAAGCAUAGUACUGAAACUGCGCUUGUGAGAGUAUUCAAUGAUAUUUACCAAUAUACUGAUGUGGGUGACAGUAUUUUUAUUACUCUUAGAUCUGACCGCUGCUUUUGAUACUCUUGAUCAUGUUAUACUUCUCAAUCGACUGGAGAAUUUUUUUGGUCUCUGGUUCAGCGCUCUUCUGGAUGAGUUUAUACCUGGCUGACAGGUAUGUGACUGUUAAGAUUGGCAUCUUCUUCUCAAGGUAUGCUCCCCUGAAAUAUGGGGUCCCACAGAGCUCUGUAGUAGGUCCUCUGCUUUUAUUUUAUGUUUGCUCCCUCUUGGGGCCAUCUUUAGGAAAUAUAAGCUUGACUUCCAUCUUUAUGCUGAUGACUGUCAGGUCUAUACUCCUGUUAAAGCUAAGGAUUUAGAUCUGAGUUGUCUUUGUGAGGAUAAUAAUUGUGUAUGGGUUGUAAUUUUCUCCAUAUUAUUGAGUCUAAGACUGACUUUAUUAUGUUUGCACCAAGUGGUGCUCUUGUAGUUACUCAGUCUCAUAUGAUGCAAAGGAUGAUGUGUCUAAUUUGGUUGUUAAGAAUGAUUCACAGCUUACAUUUGAUGUUCAAGUCAAUAAUGUGGUUCAAGUAUGCUUUUUUCACCUAAAGAACGUUGGUUACGUAUUGUAAUCCCAGCUUCUGAGUCUACUUGCAGCCCUUAAGCUAGCUGCUAUUGGAGCUAACCAGUUAGUUAUUAUUAGAUAUUUAUUAUUAUAAUGCAUUUAAUGCAUUUUGUUUAGACAACUGCAAUAGUCUUUACUUGGGUGUUGAUCAUGGGUGUAUUGCUAGGCUGCAGCUACUUCAAAAUGCUGCAACCCGCCUUUAGACUGGCACUGGUCGAUUUGAUCAUAUCAUUCCAGUUGUUGCCUCUCUGCCUUGGAUCCCAGUUAAGUUCUGUGUUCAAUUUAAGAUUUUGGUUCUGGCCUACAAAUGUGUAAAUAGCCUUGCUCCUAGCUCUUUAUCUGGAAUUCUAGUGCCAUAUAUCCCAUCUUGUGGAUUAAGAUCAGCUGUCCUAGUGAGCAGAACUAACUGUCUUCACAAGCUGCUGAUCUAGCAGCAUGAUGCUCAUUAUUAUUUUAUGGGUUAUAGACGAGUGUUGAUGCUCUGUGUUUGUAUUUCUGCAGUGAGCCUUACAAUCUCACCUCUUUCCACCCACAGUUUCUUCUUAAAACACGUAUUACGUUUAUCGUUUUUGAUGCAUUUUAACGAGCUUCCGCUGGGCCAUGAUUUCAUUAUAGGAUACAAACUUUACAGCACUCUCACAGAGUAAACGUUCGGCAGAUAUGUUUGUUUACAUUUUUGCCCCGCUACAGUGUUAGGGAAAGGAAGGGCGGGGCAUACGCGAUGCUGCUGUAAGGGUAUCUCUAGGCUCCACAGUAGCAGCGACGGAUGGCUGGUUUGACCGGCUCUGAGAGGCGCUAAUUAGAAUUUGCAGAUAGCAUUUUUUUCCUUCCACCACUCGCAUAGUGAUGUCUGGACUUAAAAGCAACUCAUUAGAUUCAUAGUUAUUUGUUAAAGUAUUGCAUUACCAUAAAUAGUAAUGUGUUUACUAGGGAUGAGCCGGAUACUCGUUUCAGACGAGCAUUUUUGACGAAUACGAGCAUGACACGAGUAAAAUGAGUCAAUAUCUGUAAUCGUGCUGAAGGAAAAUCCUCAUUGGGUAACUGACUGUCUUCACGCUCUGUUAUUGGCCAGUCACAAAGAGCGCCCGCCCCUCCCUACACACAAAACUGCAGCCGGCCGGGAGCGCAGUCCGGCUCAUCCACGCACAAACACAGACAGUAACGGAUCUCGCUGUGAUUGCUUCACUUUCUCACGUUUCUUCAGUUUUCCCUAGGUUUUCUUCAGCGGGCCUCUUUUUCGGUUGAAUAUUAAAAGUGACUUUUUUCGUAACUUACAUGGUGCAUUUGACAAGACAGAGCUGACGUGCUGUGUUAAGUCACUACCUCCGCUCCGGUCGGGUUUUUUAUUUUUUUGAUCUCUCUCUCUCUCUCUAUCUCUCUCUCUCUCUCUCUCUCUCUCUCUCUCUCUCACCCACCCCCACCCCCAAAUUCCACUACCUCCACUCCGGUCCGCAGCCGCUCGCUUCCGAACUCAGUUUUUACUGCUACCUGCCCUUACAACAGCUCCGCUCCGGUGCGGAGACCUGAGGUGGGCAAAUAAGCAUGCGCGGGAUUUUCGAGAUCUUGCGAUACAGUCCGAGCAAUAAACGCGGAAGUUAGAUCCAAACACCCGUUGUGUGGGAGAAGCAUCGAAAUGAACUGUUUAAUCUGCCUAUCAUUUCUGUUGAGAGAUCAGCAGUGUUUGGAUCAACAAAGUGUGACUACUUUGAUAGUGGAAACUGUAUUUAUGGCUUACUUUUGUGCAUUUAAACUUCAGCCGCCACUGAUAGUUGUUAAAAGUUGUUAAACCUGUGCAUAUGUAACAAAAAACGCCUUUUGUUUAUCGAUGUAUUGUGAAAAACGGAAGUUGUGCCCGCUCCUUUUCCUGUUGGACGGUUGUGAUUUCUGUCCAUUUACUGCGGAGGUGCUCCGGUGUCCGGCGAAAAUAAGAUCGAUUCUAUUUUUGCCGGACGCCGGAACAGAGGGCGGCGCACGGCGCCGCACUGCCGGAGCACAGCCGCAGUAGUGGAAUUGCUCUGAUUGACUACAACGGGACCGAUUUUGCUCCGGUGUUUGUGUCGGAGCGGAGCGCAGCAGAGCGGAGGUAGUGGAAUUUGGGGGUCACUCACUCACUCACUCACUCACUCACUCACACACACACACACACACACACACACACACACAUUAAUCAACAUUGUUUUGUUUAACUUUGUGUGGGAAAAUGCCAAGAACGUUAAGAAAAAAAUCAGUUUAAUCAAAUUAAAAUUAAAAAAUAUAUAUAAAGUUGUGUCUGGCUCUAGCAUUUCAUAUUUCCUAGUUCUUACUGCAUGAGUUCAGAUGUAUUAAUCCAUGCACUCAAAUAUUAAUGUUCUGAUUUUAUUGAAAAACUUGUUCUGUAAUAGUUCCUUUACUAUUGUGAUCAAAAAUAUUUAAUCUCAAUUCUGAGGCUGCUCUGUAAAUAGUUUUCAAAUAAACAAUACAAAUAGCAACUUCUGAUCAAUCCAUAUCAAUUUCAGACUUAAAAUAAUAUAUUGAUGUAAACCACGCCCACUUCCAGUUAAACCACGCCCACUUCCGGGUUAUGCCACGCCCAUUCCGAGUACAGAUACAGAUACAGAUAAUUUAGUUGGUUGAACAGAUACAGAUACAGAUAGUGGUGUACUCGCUCAUCCCUAGUGUUUACCAACAUUGGUUAUGUAUAUUACUGAUUGCAAAAACACCCCUAGGUCUUUUGUCUUGUCCUUUUAC
Molecule: messenger RNA, 10366 nt
Organism: Nothobranchius furzeri (turquoise killifish)
Lineage: Eukaryota; Metazoa; Chordata; Actinopteri; Cyprinodontiformes; Nothobranchiidae
Source: RefSeq, a predicted model, not a curated record